Lactuca sativa (garden lettuce) is the source of this 2036-nucleotide messenger RNA. The record is from RefSeq and is a predicted model, not a curated record. Lineage: Eukaryota; Viridiplantae; Streptophyta; Magnoliopsida; Asterales; Asteraceae.
UAAUUAAAGUCCUUCGGAUCAAAAGUGCACGCCACACCGCCUUUGAUUCAGUCACAUGGUACACGAGCAUCUAUACAACUAUUUUGCUUUCUCUGCUUCCUUUUCUUCAUAUUUCUCUACCAUUCUUCGGAUCUUCUCUACGAUUUCCUCUGUUUUAAAGACAUGGGAGACAAAUUUGGGUUGGAGGAAGAAGAUAAAGCCAUGAUAGAGAACGUAUUGGGUCGUGAAGCUUGCGAUUACUUGUUAUGGUCAGCUUCAAAUAAGCUUUCAGAUGAAUUCAGAUCAAGAACAAGUGAUUUAGGGGUUCAAGACGGGCUUCGAAAGAUUCUCGAGGGGUCAGACUGGAAUUACUCCAUUUUCUGGCAAGUUUCCAAUUCAAAAUCAGGCAAAUCUGCUUUAAUCUGGGGCGAUGGCCAUUAUAAAGACUCAACAGAAACCCAAGCUGGUGGUGGGCAUGGAACCAAUAGGAAAAAACGGGUUCUGCAGAAGCUUCAUUCUUGUUUUAAGGGACACGAAAAAGGAAAUCUUGUUGCAAAAAUGGAUUUAGUUUCUGAUGUGGAAAUGUUUUAUUUAACCUCGAUGUUUUAUCUGUUCCCAUUUGAUAAACCUUCAAGCCCUUCUCAAUCUUUCAACACAAGUCGGUCCGUUUGGGUUUCUGAUACAAGAAGCUGUGAAGAACAUUACCAGUCAAGAUCUUUUUUAGCAAAAUCAGCACGCUUUCAGACACUCGUAUUUAUCCCGCUUAAAAGAGGAGUCUUGGAGUUGGGUUCUUUUAAGUCAAUCCCAGAAGACCAAAGCUUCAUAGCAAUGGCUAAAACUUUGUUUAAUGGAUGCCACCCGAAAGGAUUACCCAAAAUCUUCGGUCAAGAAUUAAGUCUCGGUGGUAAUAGUAAUGGUAAUGGUGGUCCGAAAUCCGGUCCAAUCAGCAUCAACUUUUCACCAAAAGUGGAAGAAGAUGUGGAUUUCGGAGGGGAAUCAUACGAAAUACCUUCGAGAAACGGUUUCGGUGGGAAUUCUUCCAACAAUGAUAAUGAAGGGAAGUUGUUUCCUAACCAUGUGAUGAAUGGAGUAUUGAAUUCAUCGCAAUCAAUCCAAUCAUCAUCACCAAAUCAAGACUCAUUAAUGGACAGAAAGCCAAGAAAAAGAGGAAGAAAACCCGCAAACGGAAGAGAAGAACCGUUGAACCACGUGGAGGCGGAGAGACAGCGACGGGAGAAACUAAACCAACGGUUCUACGCGCUCCGAGCGGUGGUCCCCAACAUUUCAAAAAUGGACAAAGCGUCGCUACUUGGUGAUGCGAUUUCAUACAUAACAGAUCUUCAAUCAAAGAUAAGAAUGAUGGAAGCUGAAAAGGAUGUGAUGGGUGCACCCGAGGUUGAUUUCAUGGCUAGAAAAGACGAUGCGGUUGUUAGGGUGAGCUGCCCGUUGGAUGAGCACCCGGUUGCCCGGGUUAUAAAAACAUUUCGGGAACAUCAGAUGGUGAUGCAGGACACAAAUGUUUCAACCACAGAAGACGGGAAGGUCAUGCAUUCCUUCUCGUUUCAAGGUCUUGCUGGUGCUGCUGUUGCACAGCAGCUCAAAGAGAAGCUUGAAUCCGUCUUUUCAGAUUGAUAAAACAAACUUGUAAGACAAAAUCUUGUAUUUUUUUUUCUAGCUUCAAUGUUUUUGUUAGAUUCAUGAAUUGUGGGGGGAUGUAUCAUGUAUUGAUAAAAAUAUUUGCAUAUUGUGAAUUUGCGAUGGAUUGGAUUGGUUGGUGGUGACAGAAGUGGAAAACCUAUGAAGCAGUCGGUCAGGAAAGGACUAAUGGUAUAAGUAUUGGUGGUGUAGCAACUAGCAACAAGACUGUAUCGAUGUUCAAAUGUGUAAUGUGCAAUUUUUCUUGCAUUACAUAAAAAUCAUCUCCAAUAUUGUCAUUUGUCGAUUUGGAAAAUGAGUUUAUAUAUUUAUCUGUAUCAUUUCAUUUUACUGUAUCAAGUACUUCUCAUUCACUCAUUUUAUUUUCAGUAAAUUAUAUAAAUAGUCUGUGGUUUGGGGUC